AUGGGACAGGCUUCUCUGGUCUUCGUUGCAUUUCUUAUCUCCUUCGCCUUAACGGUCGAUGUUAGAAUCACUGGGGUUUACCCUGGGGAUCCUUGUCAGAGUGCUCAUGCUACCUUCUGUGGAGGAACUGAUGCCUCUGGCACUACGGGUGGAGCUUGUGGACACGGUAACAUAUACAUCCACGGGUACGGCGGCAACACGGUGGCGCUGAGCACGGCACUAUUCGACUUUGGGCUGAGCUGUGGAGCGUGCUUCGAGAUAAAGUGCGCAAAUGACCGGCAAUGGUGUCACUCUGGGAGCCUAUCCAUCUUCGUGGAGGCCACUAACUUCCGCUACCCUCUUCCGGGCGACAGUAGCGGCAAGCCACCCUCAGCUGAAACAGGCGUCAAAACGGGCACUCAAACGCAGUAUUGGUGGGGACAGUCAUGGUCGUUUACUGUCACGGGCAAUGACGAUGAGGUCGUGCACUGGCAGUUCAGUCAAACUUUCACUGCCCGGACCUUCCAGGUUUGA
Messenger RNA from Neltuma alba, 513 nucleotides. RefSeq names its product expansin-A4-like. Gene Ontology annotation, cellular component: extracellular region. The record is from RefSeq and is a predicted model, not a curated record. Gene Ontology annotation, biological process: plant-type cell wall organization. Bases 1 to 513 code for a protein of 170 amino acids. NCBI's taxonomy places the organism in Eukaryota, Viridiplantae, Streptophyta, Magnoliopsida, Fabales, Fabaceae. The transcript is spliced from 2 exons.